AUGGACAGUGUUGAUUUGGAAACACUUUAUGAAAUAUUUCCUGAACUUGAGGAAAAAACAGAAGUUGAAGCACACAAAAUUGUUUAUGAUAUACUUUGUGGAAUGUCUAAAGCAAGAAUAUUGGCUGAUUUGAACGGUUUUUUUCUUUUAAAUUUAUUUUAUUUUUCAAAAAGUUUUUUAUGGGACAAAGUGUCGCCCAAAAAAAAAUUUUUUCCCCACGAUACAAUUUUCAACCUUCAAAGAAAAAUGAAGGUUGAAAAUUGUGUUGGUGUUGUUGAAAAGAAACUAAUAUAG
Meloidogyne enterolobii is the source of this 294-nucleotide messenger RNA. The record is from the annotation of a GenBank genome assembly. Lineage: Eukaryota; Metazoa; Nematoda; Chromadorea; Rhabditida; Meloidogynidae.